UCUAGAGCACAGAUGGUCUUGCCGGAUGGAGAGGGGGGAAAUGAGGAAGACAGCAGACAGGGCCAGCCUGGCUCGGAAGCCACAGCAGUGGGAGGGGAUGAAGCAGAAAAAUUAAGUGGACAAGGUGGGCGGCCUGUACGCACCGCAGGCCUCAUGGAUAACCAAGAGGACAAUGGCGCCACUGGCUGUGACCAGGAGAAUGAGAAGCAGCCCAAGGAGCCAGUUCUCAAGGACAUGGGGACUACCGAGGAUGUGCAGUCUGCACCAGAGCUGGUAACCCGUAUGCACUCUAUGCCGCUUAGAGUGUGUCGUGUAGAGCCGAUUUCAGUUAGAGUUCCCCGGGUACAGCGUAUACCACGUAUGGUGCCCCAGACAGCCUGUGCCACCUAUGGUGCCCUGUGGACAGCAUAUUCCACAUAUGGUGCCCUCUAUACAGGCUAUGCCACCUAUAGUGCCCUGUGUACCGCCUAUGCCACCUAUGGUGCCUCAUGUGCCACCUAUGCCACCUAUGGUGCCCUGUGGACACCCUCUGCCACCUAUGGUGUCCCAUGUACAGCCUAUGCCACCUAUGGUGCCCUGUGUACCGCUGUGCCAUAUGCCUCAUGUACAUGUUAUGCCACGUAUGGUGCCUCAUGUACAGCCUAUGCCACCUAUGGUGCCCCGUGGACAGCCUAUGCCACCUAUGGUGCCCUCUGCACAGCCUAUGUCCCCGAUAGUGCCCCGUGGACAGCCUAUGCCACCUAUGCCUAUGCCACGUAUGGUGCCCCAUAUACAGCCUAUGUCACCUAUGAUACUGCGUGGACAGCCUCUUCCAUGUAUGGUGCCCUGUGGACAGCCUAUGCCACGUAUGGUGACCUAUGUACAGGCUAUGCCACCUAUGGUGCCCUCUGUACAAUUGAUGCCCCCUCUGGUGCCCUCUGUACAGCCCAUUCUGCCUAUGGUUCCCUCUAUACAACCUAUGCUACGUAUGGUGCCCCAUGUACAGCCUAUGCCACCUGUGGUGCCCCGUGGACAGUCUAUGUCACGUAUACGGCCCUGUGUAAAGCCUAUGUCAUGUAUGGUGCCCCAUGUACAAGCUAUGCCACCUAUGGUGCCCUCUGUACAGCCUUUACCCCCUAUGGUGCCUUCUGUACAGCCUAUGCCACCUAUGGUGUCCUGUGGACAGCCUUUGCCACCUGUGAUGCCCUCUGUACAACCUAUGCCACCUAUAAUGCUCCAUCGUCCACUGUACAGCCUGAGCCAGUGCUGGUGCCUCGCCGCCAUCUCCAUGACAGAUUUACAGGGCUGCAGCUGCAGGAGCUGGAACGCGUUUUCCAGAGGAAUCACUAUCUCAGUGCUGAAGAAAGAAAACAGCUGGCAAGGGGAAUGGGCGUGAGUGAGGCCAAACUGCAGAGAUGGUUUAAGAAGAGGAGAGAACACUUCAGGAGAGAACAAAGUCAGUCAGGUGGUGCUCCUCCUGGGAAUACUCCACCUCUCUCUGAAGAUGGCGCAGGAGCCCUAGUGCACCACCCUUGACCUGGGGCCGCUGGCAGACGCCUGCUUUCUUCCACCAACAUGUUAUUGCCUCUUCAUCCCUAAGCACUUGUAUUUGAAAUAAAU
This is a messenger RNA of Rattus rattus (black rat), 1599 nucleotides long. RefSeq lists its product as uncharacterized. The transcript is spliced from 6 exons. Gene Ontology annotation, molecular function: DNA binding. The record is from RefSeq and is a predicted model, not a curated record. The coding region runs from base 13 to 1515 and encodes 500 amino acids. NCBI's taxonomy places the organism in Eukaryota, Metazoa, Chordata, Mammalia, Rodentia, Muridae.